Messenger RNA from Xyrauchen texanus (razorback sucker), 2213 nucleotides. Its product is annotated as DBH-like monooxygenase protein 2 homolog. NCBI's taxonomy places the organism in Eukaryota, Metazoa, Chordata, Actinopteri, Cypriniformes, Catostomidae. The transcript is spliced from 13 exons. Gene Ontology annotation, molecular function: copper ion binding; dopamine beta-monooxygenase activity. Bases 12 to 1769 code for a protein of 585 amino acids. The record is from RefSeq and is a predicted model, not a curated record. Gene Ontology annotation, cellular component: secretory granule membrane. Gene Ontology annotation, biological process: octopamine biosynthetic process; dopamine catabolic process; norepinephrine biosynthetic process.
CCUUCUGAAACAUGUUAGAAAGAGACUACAUGUCUGUCAGGUUUUUAACAGGAAAAAUGGGCAUAUUAUUUCUCGUCUUGCCCCUGGUCUUGCUCUCAGUUCAGUUGUCCUGGGCUCAGGAAGACCCUCUUCUCCCUUUCUCAGAAGUUCUGGACCCCAACCUCAAAGUGCGUCUGAAGUGGGGAUUUGAUGAGAUCCAGGGCACCAUCUUAUUUGAGCUCAGCGUCACCACCAGCGGCUGGAUAGGUUUUGGCUUCAGCCCCAAAGGAGGAAUGACUGGAGCUGAUAUUGUCAUUGGAGGAGUUGGGCUAAAAGGCAAUUAUUUCACGGACCGACAUGCUGAGGGGAAUUCCAUGCCUGCGGUGGACCAGCAACAGAACUACAAACUCCUGUCUCUAACCGAGUCCAACGGGACAACAGUCAUGAAGUUUCAGAGGUCCAUUGAGGCCUGUGAUGUAAAUGAUUUACCCAUCAUGAAUCUUCCCAUCAAGCUGAUCUAUGCAUAUGGACAGACUGAUGACAUCACAUAUCACGGUACCACCAAAAGGGGCACAAAGGAGUUGAACCUGUUGAAGUACAUGCCUCGUGUCACCCCUCCAAACAGCAAUUAUUUCGACAUGACCAUGGCCAAUUUCACGGUACCAGCCAACCAGACCUACUAUCACUGCAAGAUCAUGAAAGCCCCAACCUUUAAUCAGAAACAGCACAUUUAUCGGAUUGGACCGGUGAUUGAAAAUCAUGAUCUAGUUCAUCACCUGCUGCUGUACCGCUGCCCACCAAGUGUUACACAGCCAUCUGAAUCUAAAUGCUACACCGGCGUGAAUAAUGAGUGUAUGGAGGUCGUUGCUGUGUGGGGAGUUGGAGGAGGGGAUUUUGAUCUCCCUGCAAUGGCAGGACUUCCAAUUGGAGGAAAUGUUGCCAAUUUUCUCUAUAGACUUGAAGUGCAUUACAACAAUCCAAAUAAAACUGCAGGUCGAGUUGAUAACUCAGGUCUACGAUUCUAUUAUACUUCUGAACUCCAUCAGCAUGAUGCAGCUGUUCUCAUGACAGGACUUGGGGUGUACCCUGGGUAUGCCAUCCCACCCAAUGCCAAGUCUUUCCUCACGUAUGGCCUGUGUGACACUGCUUAUAUUCCACAGGUUCUGUCUGAGACUCCACAGGAUCUUCAGGUGUUCUCUGUGAUGUUGCACACACACUUAGCUGGACGGAAGGUGCGAGUCGGACAUUUCAGAGCGGGAAAACAGAUUGAUUUCCUAGCCUUGGAUGAAAACUAUGAUUUUGAAUACCAGGAAGUGACGAACUUGGGGAAAACUAAGACAGUGAAGUUGGGUGACAAAUUACUGGUGGAGUGUACGUAUCACACUGCAAAUCGCACCAAACUCACAUGGGGGGGGCUCUCAACAUCAGAUGAGAUGUGUUUGGCUUUUCUGUUCUACUAUCCAGCCUUGAAUCUGAGCGGCUGUUUGAGCUUCCCUAAUUUAUCAGCUUUAAGAACUGAGAUGGGAACACCAGAUCCAAUAAACUGGCUCACAAUGAUGUCCACAAAGGCUUGGAAUGACACGUCUAUCAAUCAGUAUCAACAAACACUGAAAAGAAUCAACCAGGUUGUUUUAGUUACUGACUCAUAUAAAAACAUGUCACGGAAUACUGGGACGAUUCCUGAUCUUACUGUCAUGCCGCCUGCACCCUGCAUGAGUGGUUGUGCCACCAGAUGUCUUGCUUGGAUGUCACUUCUCAUCUGGUUGACAGUGCAGUGGGCUUCCUUAUGAAACUUUCUUGAGCAAAAUAGUGAUGUUAAAUGAUCAUUCUAGCUGAUAACUCCACAGAUUAGAGCAACUUGGAAACCAGAACCUGAGAACAUUCCUUAAAAUGAAUUGAACUUCUUACAAAUCAUAUCAAGAAGAUGGAAAUAGUCUUUACACUAGAGGUUAACCGAUAGAGAAUUAGCAGAUACCGAUAAGGUGGAAAAGGCUGAUAACCGAUUAAUGGGGCAAUAGUUUUUUAAAUUACAAGCAUUUAAAUGUUAUAGUGCAAUUCUGCUUAAUUUUAGGUUUCAACUUGUUAAUAAGUUAUGUUAAAAUGUAGUUGAUUAUGAAAUAUAUUAUUGCACAUAAUCAUAGCAUUACAGAAAAUUACAAUUGUGCUUUUUUAAAUUAAUUUCUCACACUGCAUUUUUUAGAGGCUUAAAUGUGAUUAAAACUAUUGUAAAUGGA